UUAAGACCCGUCGCUGAAGCUGAAACAAUUUCUGGUCGAAGAUUAGCCGAUCAAUCAGAUUCAGAGCACAGACAGUGGGAAGAGAGACAGUAUCGGGAUCUUGUAUCGAAGCUUCUGUCCACUUCGGUUCCUUGAUUCAGACUUGAAGUUUAACAUCCACAUACAUAUAAAUCAACUGAAGAGCGUUACGGAUUCGCAUUGCGUUCUCGGAGCCGGCUUUGGACGAUGAGUUCGAGGUCGGAUUUGAUCGGAUGGCUGGAGUCUGUGCUCGGAGCGCCGGUCGGUUUCUAUUCGGUGUUGGUUGUGACGACUUCUGUUGCUGCGAUCGCGGGGUUCUUGUUCAUUCUGUGGAAGAGAUCGUCCGAUCGGGGAAAGGAGGCUAGCCCUUUUGUCGUUCCCAAGCCAUUCUCGGUUGAGGAGGCUGAGGAGGACGAUGGGGUCGAGGACGGUUCGGGGAAGACGAAGGUCACGGUGCUGUUUGGUACUCAGACUGGCACUGCCGAGGGGUUUGCCAAGUCUUUAGCAGAAGAGAUCAAAGCUAGAUAUGAGAAGGCAAAUGUGAGAGUUGUGGACUUGGAUGAUUAUGCUGCUAUGGAUGAUCAGUAUGAGCAGAAACUGAAGAAAGAAACUUUGACAUUUUUCAUGUUGGCAACUUAUGGAGAUGGAGAGCCAACUGACAAUGCUGCAAGAUUUUACAAAUGGUUGACUGAGGGAAAUGAAAGGGAAGCCUGGCUUCAACAUCUCACUUAUGGUAUCUUCGGUCUAGGUAACCGUCAAUAUGAACAUUUCAACAAGAUUGGGAAGGUGGUAGAUGAACAACUGAGCGAACAAGGUGCAAAGCGUCUUGUUCAAAUUGGUCUAGGGGAUGAUGAUCAAUGCAUCGAGGAUGAUUUUGCUGCUUGGCGAGAAACACUAUGGCCUGAACUGGAUCAAUUACUUAGAGAUGAGGAUGAUACAAACACCGUGGCUACUCCAUAUACAGCUACUAUUCCUGAAUAUCGAGUAGUGAUUCAUGAUCCUGCUACUACAUCUUAUGAGGACAAGUUCUUGUGGAUGGCCAAUGGGAAUGCUUCAUAUGAUGUUCACCAUCCUUGCAGAGUUAACGUUGCCGUUCAGAGAGAACUUCAUAAACCCGAGUCUGAUCGCUCUUGCAUUCAUCUGGAAUUUGAUAUAUCAGGCACUGGUGUUAUAUAUGAAACUGGAGAUCAUAUUGGUGUUUAUGCUGAGAAUAGUGAUGAAACUGUUGAAGAAGCAGCAAAGUUGUUGGGCCAACCUCUAGAUUUGCUAUUCUCUAUUCACACUGACAAAGAUGAUGGUACAUCUCUUGGAGGCUCAUUACCACCCCCUUUCCCUGGCCCUUGCAGCCUUCGCACUGCACUGGCACAUUAUGCAGACUUAUUGAAUCCUCCUCGGAAGGCUGCUUUAAUUGCUUUGGCUGCUCAUGCGGUUGAACCUAGUGAAGUGGAAAGGCUUAAAUUCUUGUCAUCGCCAGAGGGGAAAGAUGAUUACUCACAGUGGGUUGUUGCAAGUCAAAGAAGUCUUCUUGAGGUCUUGGCUGAGUUUCCUUCAGCAAAAGUUCCCAUUGGUGUAUUUUUUGCUGCGGUAGCCCCUCGCUUGCAGCCACGUUACUACUCUAUCUCAUCAUCCCCUAGAUUCGCUCCCAAUAGAGUUCAUGUGACCUGUGCAUUAGUUUAUGGUCAAAGUCCCACAGGCAGGAUUCAUAAAGGGGUGUGUUCAACCUGGAUGAAGAAUGCAGUUCCUCUAGAGAAAAGCCGUGACUGUAGCUCAGCUCCAAUUUUUAUCAGGACAUCUAAUUUUAAGUUACCAGCAAACCCUUUAAUUCCAAUUGUCAUGGUGGGACCUGGUACUGGCCUGGCACCUUUCAGAGGAUUUCUACAGGAAAGGGUGACCCUGAAGGAGGAGGGCGUGCAGCUUGGUACUGCUCUACUGUUCUUCGGAUGUAGAAAUCGCAGAAUGGACUUCAUUUAUGAGGAUGAGCUCAAUAAUUUUGUGGAUCAAGGGGUAAUAUCUGAGCUGCUUGUUGCUUUCUCAAGAGAGGGGCCAGAAAAGGUGUAUGUUCAACAUAAGAUGAAGGAAAAAGCAGCCCAAGUUUGGAGUAUUGUCUCCCAGGGUGGAUAUCUUUAUGUUUGUGGUGAUGCGAAGGGUAUGGCCAGAGAUGUCCAUCGCAUGCUGCAUGCCAUUGUUGAAGAGCAGGAAAAUGUGAGUUCAUCAGAAGCAGAGGCUAUCGUGAAGAAACUCCAGAUGGAAGGACGGUAUCUGAGGGACGUGUGGUGAUCAAAUUUGAAGCUGUGGCAUGCGGCAUGGCUCGAGGUGGAUUCGUUUCUAUCUUCUAUGGACCUUGCCCAGCCCAGCCCAGCCCUCCAGAAAGUUUGAAUGUAAACCAUCUUUUCUUGGACAUUUUAAAGAUCCAUUAGAUGUUUUGUUUGAUCUUUGGCUGGACGCUGAGAUAGUUUAUAAACCUGAUCUGUUACUCUACCUAUUCUCAAUUAUACAGAAUGAAAUUGUUGUAGUCAGUUGCAAUGA
Diospyros lotus (date-plum) is the source of this 2544-nucleotide messenger RNA. RefSeq names its product NADPH--cytochrome P450 reductase. Lineage: Eukaryota; Viridiplantae; Streptophyta; Magnoliopsida; Ericales; Ebenaceae. The record is from RefSeq and is a predicted model, not a curated record. Gene Ontology annotation, molecular function: NADPH-hemoprotein reductase activity; FMN binding; flavin adenine dinucleotide binding. The transcript is spliced from 19 exons. Gene Ontology annotation, cellular component: cytosol. Bases 226 to 2295 code for a protein of 689 amino acids.